This is a messenger RNA of Lizanozyma spartinae, 468 nucleotides long. It is a transcript of the gene ARC15, whose product is annotated as Arc15p. Gene Ontology annotation, biological process: Arp2/3 complex-mediated actin nucleation; regulation of actin filament polymerization. The coding region runs from base 1 to 468 and encodes 155 amino acids. The transcript has a single exon. Gene Ontology annotation, cellular component: Arp2/3 protein complex; actin cytoskeleton; cytoplasm. Gene Ontology annotation, molecular function: actin filament binding. NCBI's taxonomy places the organism in Eukaryota, Fungi, Ascomycota, Pichiomycetes, Serinales, Debaryomycetaceae. The record is from RefSeq and is a predicted model, not a curated record.
AUGUCAGAUUGGAGAAGAAUUGAUAUUGACGCCUACGAACCCGACAAGUUCCUCAGCAAGGAAGAGCUUGUUCCGGACUUACCCGAAACACCAUACAGUGAGAUCCAAAAGGUAUCUCAACAAUCCAGAACAUAUUUGAGUAGUGGUAAAUUCUCCGAAGCACUUGCAUUAGUCUUGGAUACACCUCCUUAUGUUUCCGACGAACAAACCAAAGAAACCCACACCGAAACAGUGUUUGAGGUGUUGUGUUCGAUACGGAACAACCAUCAAGUUGGUGAGCUAAAGUCAUUCAUACAGUCCUUGACUCUGGACCAACAAGAUGUAUUGGUCAAGUAUUUAUAUAAGACCAUGGGAAAGUCUUAUGGAGCUAAGCAAGGAGGACUAUUGUUGAAUUGGUUUGAAAAGGUUGUUGAAGUAUCUGGCGAAGGACCCAUUGUUAGGUAUUUAGCUGAUAGAAGAACAGUAUAA